CCUCACCCUCUGACCCCUAACCCUCUGACCCCUAACCCUCUGGGUCACAGGUUCCUGUUGAUAGAUGGAGACAAGGCUGUUUCUGGAUCGUACAGUUUCACCUGGACGGCGUCUCGUUUGGACAGACACCUGGUCACCUUGGUAACGGGCCAGGCGGUUGACUCCUUUGACCAGCUGUUCCGGGACCUCUACCUGACAUCCAGCGGGGUCGACCUCCGCAGGUUCACCACGGAGACGGAACCGGAGCCAGAGCCCCUCCCCCGGGCCACCCCCGUCGCUUCUCUCUCCGCAGCUAACGCCAGGAAGCUGUUCAGCCCUAAAUACGCCGUGGUGAUCGGCAACGCUAACGCUAGCAGCGCCGGCCCCGUCUCCUCCGGAACCCAGAACUCCAACUCCCAGAACCCCCUGAAAACAAAGGUGCGUGUCCGGGAGCCAGUGGAAGCUCCGCCCCUCCACCCGGGAUUGGCCUGUCUGGAGAAAGCGUACCUGAUUCCGUACCUGCCCACCUGGCCCGAACCCGACCCCCCCAGAGAUGUCAUCGGGUUCAUCAACGUGCGGGACGCGUCACGGUCGACCCAGGUGCACCUGCAACGUUCCGAGAGGUUUGAAACGAGCCAGGCUAUUCGGUUCAGCAGUCCCUUUACCCUGCCCAAUGAGGAGACACUUCCUGACAGGGCUAGACCAACCCCUACCCCUACCCCUACCCCUACCACUACCCCUAUCUCUACCUCUACCACUACCCCUAUCUCUACCUCUACCACUACCCCUAUCUCUAUCCCUAUCUCUACCUCCAUCUCUACCCCUACCCCUACCACUACCCCUAUCUCUACCUCUACCCCUACCCCUACCCCUAUCUCUACCCCUAUCUCUAUCCCUAACUCUACCCCUAUCUCUAUCCCUACCCCCAUCUCUACCCCUAUCUCUACCACUACCCCUAACUCUACCACUCCCCCUAUCUCUACCCCUAUCUCUACCCCUAACUCUACCACUACCCCUAUCUCUACCCCUAUCUCUACCACUACCCCGAUCUCUACCCCUAACUCUACCACUACCCCUAUCUCUACCGCUAUCUCUACCCCUACCACUACCCCUAUCUCUACCCCUAUCUCUACCGCUAUCUCUAUCCCUAACUCUUCCACUACCCCUAUCUCUACCUCUACCACUACCCCUAUCUCUACCCCUAUCUCUAUCCCUAACUCUACCACUACCCCUAUGUCUACCGCUAUCUCUACCCCUACCCCUACCACUACCCCUAUCUCUACCCCUACCCCUAUCUCUACCCCUAUCUCUAUCCCUAACUCUACCACUACCCCUAUCUCUACCUCUAUCUCUACCCCCAUCUCUACCCCUAUCUCUACCACUACCCCUAUCUCUAACCCUAUCUCUACCACUACCCCUAUCUCUACCCCUACCCCUAUCUCUAUCCCUAACUCUACCACUAUCUCUAUCCCUACCCCCAUCUCUACCCCUAUCUCUACCACUACCCCUAACUCUACCACUCCCCCUAUCUCUACCCCUAUCUCUACCCCUAACUCUACCACUACCCCUAUCUCUACCCCUAUCUCUACCCCUACCCCGAUCUCUACCCCUAACUCUACCACUACCCCUAUCUCUACCACUACCCCUAUCUCUACCACUACCCCUAUCUUUACCACUACCCCUAUCUCUACCACUACCCCUAUCUCUACCCCUACCCAUACCACUACCCCUAUCUCUACCCCUAUCUCUACCCCUACCCCUAUCUCUACCCCUAUCUUUACCACUACCCCUAUCUCUACCACUACCCCUAUCUCUACCCCUACUCCCGUAUACCCUUCCCUUACCUUUACCCCCGUCCCCAAGCCCCGGACGGUGCAGUUGGUCAUGAGGAACGGGAGUGGUCAGGACCCAUGUGGAGUCAGAGGGGUCAAGAAGACAGACAGUCUGGAGCUAACAGGACCACAAAGAGACUGUCUGAAUGGAACUGGACUACGACCCCAGAGUGACUGUGAGACCCGCACUACGACCCCAGAAGUGGCUGUGAGACCCGCACUACGACCCCAGAGUGACUGUGAGACCUCACUACGACCACAGAGUGACUGUGAGACAACACUACGAUCCCAGAGUGACUGUGAGACCGCACUGCGAACACAGAGUGACUGUGAGAUCACAGUACGACCCCAGAGUGACUGUGAGACCGCACUGCGAACACAGAGUGACUGUGAGACCCCACUACGACCACAGAGUGCCUGCGAGACCGAAGUAUGA
This is a messenger RNA of Oncorhynchus masou masou (cherry salmon), 2247 nucleotides long. RefSeq names its product mucin-2-like. The transcript has 5 exons. Gene Ontology annotation, molecular function: protein kinase binding. NCBI's taxonomy places the organism in Eukaryota, Metazoa, Chordata, Actinopteri, Salmoniformes, Salmonidae. The annotation marks the transcript as partial. Gene Ontology annotation, biological process: signal transduction. The record is from RefSeq and is a predicted model, not a curated record.